AUUACAAAAGCGGUCGGACGAAUACAGUGAGCCGCAAACGCCAGCGGGAGCAGUUCGUCGCACCCGCGAUCACAAGUGUAAAAUCGAAAUAGAAACAAAAACCGAAGCGAAAGAGCGGAAAACGGGUCGGACAACAUAACAAAACAAAACCCAAUUAAAAUCAGAUAUUAAUAGAAUAACCGAAGUACACAACAAUAAAAAGAGGGAGCCUUUCAACCUAAAUUCCAGCUGUAUUUUAAGCAAGAAAAAUGAAUGACAUGGAGGAGAUUCCUAAGAAGGUGCCACGCUUGGGGUUGCGACACCUGCAGGCAGGUCUGCUCUUCUAUGGACUCGCGGCGAACACAGUCCUACAGCUAAACGUAAGCGUGGCAGUGGUGGCGAUGACCAACGAAACUACAUCAAAUAAUAGCGACCCGCCCCACUACAACUGGUCGGAGGAGAAGAAGUCGUACAUCCUGUCGAGCUACUACUGGGGCUGCGCUCUGGCCCAAUUCCCAGCUGGUUAUCUGUGCAAGCGCUUUGGCUCAAAGGCGGUUCUCUUCUGGGGCACGCUGGGAUCAUCCCUGCUUAGCGCUCUCACGACCUACGGGGUCUAUGCAGCCGGCUGGAAGGCGUACUGUGCGAUUCGUCUGCUGCAGGGUCUUUGCCAGGUGACAUGGCCCUGCAUUCACCAGCACUUGGCUAACUGGUGUCCCACGGCGGAGCGAACGCGUCUGGGAGCGUUUGCAUACACUGGAUUUGAUUGCGGCAAUGUAUUAGCCAUGUAUGGAGCGGGUAUGAUAGCCAGUUCAUCGCUGGGGUGGCCUGGGAUCAGCUACUCGGCAGCCGGCUUGGGCCUGAUUUGGUGUGGCCUUUGGCUGCUUCUGGGAGCCAAUAAGGCAAGUGACGCCCGGUUCAUAGGGGAGGCGGAGAAGGCCUAUAUUGUGGGAGAUAUUCAGCGAUCCGAAAGGAAGGAGCCUAAAAAAAUGGAGAUUCCCUGGAAAGGCAUUUUUACCUCUGUUCCAGUCUACGCCCUUCUCUGCGCCCGUUGUGCUGACAGCUGGGGAUUGACCACCAUGCAAACCGAGUUACCUACAUACUUGAGCGGCGUCUUGAAACUCGAUAUGAAAAGCAACGCGGUUUUUUCGGCUCUUCCCUUUCUGCUCAUGUGGGUAAUGUGCUAUGUGUACUUGAUUAUUGCAGAUGUACUGCUGCGUAAGAAGUGGAUGAGCUUGACCACGUUGAGAAAGACCUACACGAGCAUAGCUCUUUGGGCGCCGGCUUCCAUAAUGCUUACCCUCGUUUUUGUGGGGGAAGGGCAAAAGACCUUGGUCCUUGUUUUGGUAACCCUCAGUGUGGGUGUUAGCAGCGCAGCCACGAUUGGGAGCGAGCUGAAUACGAUUGAUUUAUCACCAAACCACGCCGGGAUCCUGGCCGGCCUCAUGAGCAGCUUCACCAAUUUGAUGGCCCUGCUGACGCCCCUUGUGGUGGGCGUUUUAGUAACGGACCCCAGUCAGCGGAGCCAAUGGCAGGUUGUUUUUAGCCUGGCUGCCGGAGUUCUGUUUGCCGGUAAUGUGAUUUUUUUGAUCUGGGGGACUGCCGUGACACAAGCAUGGAACGAGUCCAAGGAAUCGCGGCGGGAACUAGAGCCGGAGGAGAAGCCCUUUCACCGCGCUAAACUCGAGAUAGGAACUGAUAAUACCGAUGGCAACGUAGUAGGCUUAAAACUAAACUGUACAAGCCCUUAAAAAAUAUAUUCAGAAAAAUGUCA
Messenger RNA from Drosophila mauritiana, 1750 nucleotides. RefSeq names its product putative inorganic phosphate cotransporter. The coding region runs from base 249 to 1727 and encodes 492 amino acids. Gene Ontology annotation, cellular component: plasma membrane. The transcript is spliced from 4 exons. Lineage: Eukaryota; Metazoa; Arthropoda; Insecta; Diptera; Drosophilidae. The record is from RefSeq and is a predicted model, not a curated record. Gene Ontology annotation, molecular function: transmembrane transporter activity. Gene Ontology annotation, biological process: transmembrane transport; monoatomic anion transport.